CUGGUUUGUUGAUGUUUUUGUCGGGGGCAUCAUGGCGGCCCGCUGGACCAGUGAGAAUGAGGUGGUGGAGUUUAGGGACGCUCAGGCUACUGCAAUGUCAGUGGACUGUCUCGGACACCAUGCUGUUCUGUCUGGGAGACGCUUCUUGUAUGUUGUGAACUUGGAGACUCCUUCAGAGGCUCCCCGAAAAAUAGGUCGUCAGAGUAAGUGGGACGUUGGGACUGUGCAGUGGAAUCCUCACAGAGCAGAAGCUCAUCUGUUUGCUGCAUCAAGUAAUCAGCGUGUUGACCUGUAUGUUUGGCGGGAUGGAUGUGGAGAGGCUCACAAUUCUCUACAAGGUCACACACGAGUUAUAAGUGAUUUGGACUGGUCAUGGUUUGAGCCAGAAUAUCUUGUGACAAGUUCUGUGGAUACGUACAUCUACAUUUGGGACACAAGAGAUACUCGAAAGCCCACAGUAGCGCUGUCUGCAGUGGCGGGAGCCUCCCAGGUGAAGUGGAACAGAAGGAAUCAGAACUGCCUCGCCUCCAGUCAUGAUGGAGAUGUCAGAAUCUGGGACAGAAGGAAACCGAACACCGCUGUUGAAUAUGUGGCCGCUCACUUAUCAAAGAUCCAUGGCUUGGACUGGCACCCUGAUAAUGAGUAUAUCCUUGCAACCUCCAGCCAGGACAACUCUGUUAGGUUCUGGGACUACAGACAACCUCGAAAGUACCUCAAUAUCUUGUCUUGUCAAGUUCCUGUUUGGAAGGCGAGAUACACGCCUUUUUCUAACGGGCUGGUGACAGUGAUGGUGCCGCAGCUCAGACGGGAGAACAGUCUGCUGCUGUGGAGCACUCUGGACCUGAACAGUCCGGUUCACGCUUUCGUGGGCCAUGAUGACGUGGUGCUGGAGUUCCAGUGGAGGCCUCAGAAAGAAGGUUCCAAGGACUGCCAGCUUGUUACGUGGUCCAGAGAUCAGACUUUGAGGAUAUGGAGGGUAGAUCCUCAGUUACAGAAGCUGUGUGCUAAUGACAUUGUGGAGGAGCUGAUGGAAGGCAUGACCCUCACAACUGAAUCAGAGAAGACACUCCGGUCCCCAGACUCUGAACCCCCGCUCAGUCCUAGCCUUACAGUAGACAACUCACAAGGUCAGAUAGAGAGUCUGCAGUCUGGCCUGCUGUCCAGCGGCAGGCAGGACAGCCCUGGUCUGCCCCAGACCCUGCAGCAGGAGUUCUCUUUGGUCAACCUGCAGAUCCGCAAUGUCAAUGUAGAGAUGGAUGCUUUAAACCGCACCUGCUUUGUGUCUGCUCACUGUGGAGUCAAUCAGGUCAGGCUUGUGGUAAAGUUUCCGGCACAGUACCCAAACAACGCUGCACCAUCUUUCCAGUUCGUCCCUCCAACUAACAUUUCAUCUUCCAUGAAGACCAAGAUCCAAAAGAUCUUGACAGAUACGUCACUUCAGAAAGUCAAAAGGAAUCAGAACUGCCUGGAGCCCUGCGUGAGGCAGCUGGUGUCCUGUUUAGAGUCAGAUAUGGAGGAUGGCACCAAUCCCCAUGCUUUUGCCAACUCGGUAACCCCAGCUCUUCCUGCCUUCCCACGCGUCACUAACACCUAUGGCUCAUACCAGGAUGCUAAUAUUCCCUUCCCACGCACCUCAGGUGCACGCUUCUUUGGCACAGGAUCUCUAGUGUAUUUUACCAGGCCCAUGUCUAUGCAUCGCACCGUCCCUCCUGCUGAACCCACUCCCAGGUCACUUUCAGCACUUUCUGCGUAUCACAGUGGCCUAAUGACACCCAUGAAGAUGCGCAGUGAGUCUCAGACCUCUUUGAGGCUGUACAGCGGCAGUCCUACACGCACAGAUAAAGAGCACGUCUCCAUCUCCUCCUUCUACUAUAAGGAACGGAAGCCCCCUCUGUCUGCCCCUCGUCGCUGGUCUGUGCAGACUAUUCAUGACUGUCCGAAAUCACGUCGUUGGAAAGGGAAACGUGAGGGAACAGACUAUGGCAACAGACCUAUAAAACUGGCGGGAAAAGUCAUCAUUCAGGAGAUCUCCUGUCUGCUUCCAAUCCACAAAGCCCUCGCCGAGACCUACGUAUUAAAUGUGAACGACAUACAUGACACGUGUCAAAAGAAUGCAGCUGCAGCUCUGGCAGUAGGACGCAGAGAUUUAGCCAAGGUUUGGGCCCUUGCUUCUGCUGCUACCAGUCAAGACCUCUGCCCUGACUCGGAUCCUGACGCUGACACCCCUUGGGCCAGGCACCCCUUUGGACGAAAACUUCUUGCAACUUUGAUUGAACACUACAGUCAUCUGAGUGAUGUGCAGAGUCUGGCCAUGCUGUGCAGUGUGUUCAGAGGCCAGGGGAGCCCCCAGGACUUCUUCACGCUGUACGGGCCACGCUCCUCAGGCUUCACUCUACACCACUCCCGCUAUCCCAGCUACACUUCCAGUUCUGUUACAUCUGGCUCCUGCUCCAGUACCUCAGACUCCACCUCCACUAACUGGAACCCCACUGGACGGGAAUCAGAGCAGGUCCCUCCCUGGGGAGAGUCUUCCCCUGAUGACUAUCGCUAUGCAAAUCAGCUAUACACAGACCCACGAGAACGUGAGAAGGAGCAGCACGACAUGAACAAAAGGUUAUUGGACCCAGCCAAUACCUUGCAGUUUGAUGACUUUAAGAAGUGUUAUGGAGAAAUUCUGUACCGAUGGGGUCUGAAAGAGAAAAGGGCAGAGGUGCUGAAAUUUGUUUCUUGUCCUCCAGAACCACAUAAGGGUGUAGAGUUUGGGGUGUACUGCUGUCACUGUCGGAGUCAGGCCCGGGGCACUCAGUGUGCCGUCUGUAAACGCUUCACCUUCCAGUGUGCCAUCUGCCACGUGGCUGUCCGUGGCUCCUCCAACUUCUGCCUGAGUUGUGGGCACGGCGGGCACACCAGCCACAUGAUGGAGUGGUUCCGCUCCCAAGAAGUGUGUCCUACGGGCUGCGGCUGCCACUGUCUCCUGCAAAGCACUUUCUGAAACCUCUACAACGUCCAUCCGUCAGUCCUCGCCUCGGGAUGUGCCUCAGAACUUAGAACCUUAGUACUGUAGCAGGGUUUGGUCUGCCCAGCGCAGGAGACCACACACUCACACUGUUCCUCUGUGAAACAGCACUGACACACACACACACACACACACAUGAUGGCUACCAGCGCUUCUCUGGACCAGAGUGGCCGUUAAUGUUUGUUAUGCAAAAUGGAAAAAGUAUACAGUAUGAGUUAUGAAGGAUUGAACACAGCCUUAUUAUAUUGAUUGUGCCAUUUUUGUUCUUUCAUUUUUGAUUGAACUUGAACAUUUAGUUUGAUCUCUAAGCCACCAGAAGUUUUUUUUUUCUAAAGAAACUGUGAAAGUGCACACCUGUAAAGAGAGGACUGAACCUGCUGUGGAUUUUACAAUUAUAGUAAUCUGGCUGGAGAAGUGCUUUCGUCCGCUUUGGUCAGUCUUUUCAGGACUGUGCUCGAUUCUAAAAGGGAAUACUGACGAAUUAACCAGCAUUUACAAAGUUUAUGCAAUAAAUGCAACAAUAAAUGUGUUUAAAAUGA
This is a messenger RNA of Astyanax mexicanus (Mexican tetra), 3555 nucleotides long. It is a transcript of the gene wdr59, whose product is annotated as WD repeat domain 59. Bases 32 to 2992 code for a protein of 986 amino acids. The transcript is spliced from 27 exons. Lineage: Eukaryota; Metazoa; Chordata; Actinopteri; Characiformes; Acestrorhamphidae. Gene Ontology annotation, molecular function: protein binding. The record is from RefSeq and is a predicted model, not a curated record.